Messenger RNA from Saprolegnia parasitica CBS 223.65, 2086 nucleotides. RefSeq lists its product as hypothetical. Gene Ontology annotation, biological process: double-strand break repair via homologous recombination; DNA replication. Gene Ontology annotation, molecular function: single-stranded DNA helicase activity; ATP hydrolysis activity; ATP binding. NCBI's taxonomy places the organism in Eukaryota, Oomycota, Saprolegniomycetes, Saprolegniales, Saprolegniaceae. The record is from RefSeq and is a predicted model, not a curated record. Gene Ontology annotation, cellular component: nucleus; MCM complex. The transcript has 17 exons. The annotation marks the transcript as partial.
CAUGGAGGAAGGGCUCAGCCAGUACAAGAACGCGCUCGUGGCCUACUUUGAGCUGUACCCGGGCCCCGAGGUCGACGUGCAACUGCUGCUCAGUCGCUGCCCGCAGUUCGCGACGCUCCUCGUGCAGAACCCGACGCUGUGCUUGCCUGUGCUGCAGACCGCGUACGGCCAGCCGACGCCGCUCCAGCUCAUCCACGUGCCUCCGUGCUUGAAGAAGCGCGUGAGCGCGCUCCGGAGCAAGGAGCUUGUCGGGCUCAUGGGCAUCGAGGGGACGGUCGUGCGCAUCGGCCAUGUGCGCAUGCUCGAGAAGGUCCGGCAGUACGAGUGCACCAAGUGCCACACGACAUGGGAAGUCUACUCCAAGCCCGAGGAGCAAAACAAAAUGACCCUUCCGAAAGCGUGCGUGGCCCGUGGGCAGUGCAAGUCGACCAACAUCCAAGAGCUCAAGAGCAACAAGGUCUGCUGCGACUACCAGCACAUCAAGCUCCAAGAGCAAGUGUCCAAGCUCGGCAUGGGUUCGAUCCCGCGCUCCAUCAUGGUCAUUCUCGAAGGUCCGCUGGUCGACAGCGUCAAGGCAGGCGACGACGUCGUUGUCGUCGGCACACUCCUCAAGUGCUGGAAACCGUGCAUCAAAGACGUUCGCUGCGAGCUGGAAACAAUGAUCCAAGCAAGCAGUAUUCGGUUGAAGAGCGCCAGCGGCACCACGCGGGCGCUCGUGACCGACGACAUCCGCCGCGAAUUCGACCUCUUCUGGCAAACGCACGCCGCCAACCCGCUCGUGGGCCGCAACUUGAUUCUAUCGAGCAUCUGUCCCAAAGUCUAUGGCAUGUUUAUUGUCAAGCUCGCGGUGGCGCUCACCGUCAUUGGCGGCUGCUCGUAUAUGGACGACACGGGCAUGAAGACGCGGGGCGACUCGCACAUGCUCCUCAUCGGCGAUCCUGGCACUGGCAAGUCCCAAUUCUUGCGCUUCACGGCCGAGCUCAGUCCUCGCUCGGUGCUGACGACGGGGAUUGGCACCACGAGCGCCGGGCUUACGUGCACGGCUGUCAAGGACGGUGGCGAGUGGAUGCUAGAAGCCGGCGCGCUCGUCUUGGCAGACCGGGGCGUCUGCUGCAUUGAUGAGUUUAGCAGUAUCACGGCCCAUGACCGCGCGUCGAUCCACGAAGCCAUGGAGCAACAGACGCUAAGCGUUGCGAAAGCGGGUCUCGUGUGCACACUCAACACGCGCACGACGGUCUUUGCCGUGACCAACCCCAAGGGCCGGUACGACCCGAAUGCCGAUAUGUCGGUCAACACGGCGAUCGCGAGCCCCUUGUUGAGUCGAUUUGACAUUAUUUUGGUCCUGCUGGACACGGUGCAACGCGAUUGGGAUCGCCGCGUCUCGUCGUUCAUUUUGAACCAAGCGUCGACCGAAGAUACGACGCCCGACGAAGAAGAGACGUUGGCUAUGAAAGAAGAAGCCGACGGAGAGGAAGCGAUGCGCAAGCACCUCUGGUCCGUGGCCAAACUCCAGGCCUACAUUUGCUACGUCAAAGAAAUGUUUCAACCCCGGCUCACGCGCGAGUCCAUGACGGUGCUGCAGCGCUACUACCAGAUGCAGCGAUCGUCCGACGUGCGCAACGCCGCCCGAACGACGAUUCGGCUCUUGGAGAGCUUGACCCGCAUUUCCCAGGCGCACGCCAAGCUCAUGUGCCGUGACGAAGUGACUGUGCAGGACGCCAUCAUGGCCGUGUACGUGACCGAAACAUCCAAGUCGGCUGACUCGAUGUUUGGUUACGAGUCGGUGCUCCAUAAGAGCUUUGCGCUGGACCCGCUCGAAGAGUACUACCAGAUCGAGCAUUGCAUCUUGAGCCACUUGACGCUACUCGAAUAUUGUUCCAAGACGCCGCCGCCCGCGUCGCACGACUUUGGUGGCGAUGGCGACCUGUAUGAAGGCGAUGACGUCUACGAUGCGUACGAAGAGGAAGUCAAAGUGGUCAAAAGUCCCAUUCCCAGACCGACAGUGACGGCGAGCCAAGCAGCAAAUCGGUGGAGCCAAGCGAUCGAAGCGCGACGGAGCCAGGUAAUUUCAACCCGAUGGAUAUGA